This is a messenger RNA of Uranotaenia lowii, 1634 nucleotides long. Its product is annotated as carboxypeptidase Q-like. Gene Ontology annotation, biological process: peptide catabolic process; proteolysis. NCBI's taxonomy places the organism in Eukaryota, Metazoa, Arthropoda, Insecta, Diptera, Culicidae. The coding region runs from base 71 to 1570 and encodes 499 amino acids. Gene Ontology annotation, molecular function: metallodipeptidase activity. The record is from RefSeq and is a predicted model, not a curated record. The transcript has 3 exons.
AUUUACCUUUGAUUGAUAACUGUGUUCAGAUAGAGACGCUCCGCACAAAGAAUGUCUGGUAUCUGUUUGAAUGUUAAUAAAAUCCAUGCUUCCAGUUCGAUUCGAUUCAGUUGGGGGGCGCACGAUGGAGCACACGUUACUUAUUUUCGCGUUGCUGUUGAUUGGUAGUCAUGUCACUUUUGGUAGGGUGCCUGCAGAUCAGCAUCAUAAGGAUGGUUGCAAAUUGGACCGGAAGUUGAUCCAAGAAAUUCAUGGCUAUCGACCGGUUGUGAAUCGAAUUUAUGAAGAAAUUGUGAAUGGACGAUUUGCCGGUAAAGUGUGGGACGAUUUGGAAGAUUUGAGCCUAACUUUUGGCGCUCGUUUAAGUGGAUCUCCUCAACUUGAAAAAGCCAUCGAUUAUGUGAUGGAAGAAAUGAAGCGUGAUGGCUUGGAGAAUGUUCACGCUGAAGAUGCUCCGGUGCCUCACUGGGUUCGAGGAGAAGAAAGUGCUACUUUGGUGGAACCUUUCCCCAAAAAAUUACCGAUGCUAGCUUUGGGUGAAUCUGUUGGAACUCCUGAGGGAGGUAUCACUGCCGAAGUUGUGGUCGUUAGAUCAUUUGAUGAACUUGAUGCAAUGGAUUCUUCCGAAGUUGAGGGAAAAAUCCUCGUUUUUGCACCGGAGUGGGUCAGCUAUGGGGCCACUGUUCAGUACCGUGGCAGAGGACCAACUGAGGCGGCGAAAAAGGGCGCCAUCGCUUGCUUGAUUCGAUCAAUGGGGCCGAUGUCGAUUGGAUCUCCUCAUACCGGUGGAGUGAAUUACGAAGAAGGCGUUAAGAAAAUCCCUGCUGCCUGUAUCACCGUUGAAGAUGCUGAAAUGCUGCUGAGGUUGAAGCAACGUAACUCUAAAAUCACAGUUCAUUUAGAGAUGGGCUGCCAAAACUUUGGACUAAUCACUUCGAGGAAUACUAUUGGGGAAUUGCAAGGCACAGUUCAUAAGAACAACUCAGUUAUCGUGUUGACUGGUCAUCUGGAUUCCUGGGACGUAGGCCUAGGAGCAAUGGAUGACGGUGGCGGUGUGAUGAUUUCCUGGAAGGCACUGACCUUCCUCAAAGCCAUGGGACUGAGACCGAGGCGCACAAUGCGAGCUGUUCUGUUUACAGCCGAAGAACAGGGAUACUGGGGAGAGCGCCAGUACUUUGAGGAUCACCGAGAACACGCGGAAGAGGAGUUUGAUUUUAUUCUGGAAUCCGAUGCGGGAACUUUCGACCCCAAGGGGUAUCAGUUCUCAGGCAAUGAAGAAGCAGCUUGCAUUUUCACCGAAGUUGCAAAACUGGUGGAGCCUUACAACAUGAACUAUUUGACCACCUCGCUACCUGCUGGGUCCGGAAUUCGUUUCAGCAAUAAAGGAUUCCCCUAUGCCUCUUUUAUCACUGAGAAUGAUAAAUACUUCUGGUUCCAUCAUUCCGAAGGCGAUAGUAUGAUGGUGGUGGAUCCAAAGAGCUUGGAUAAAUGUACGGCAGUGUACGCGGCCACUGCUUACGUACUAGCCGAUUUGAGCGUCUCGCUCCCGAAAACGGUUAAUUUGAACUGAAACCACACGCGUGCGGGUCAAUUGUUAAGUUUCUCAAAGCACUUGUAAAUAUGUUACCAAUAAA